Molecule: messenger RNA, 1198 nt
Organism: Cynara cardunculus var. scolymus (artichoke)
Lineage: Eukaryota; Viridiplantae; Streptophyta; Magnoliopsida; Asterales; Asteraceae
Product: zinc transporter ZTP29
Exons: 12
Coding region: 184-1014 (276 amino acids)
Biological process (GO): zinc ion transmembrane transport
Cellular component (GO): membrane
Molecular function (GO): zinc ion transmembrane transporter activity
Source: RefSeq, a predicted model, not a curated record
GGUGAUGGAACAAUUUGGGGCAGAAGGUAAUCGGAGACCUACUGUCACCAGUUUCGCACAUUCUCAUCGUCCAACCUCUGCAACCUCUUCUCCUCCUCUUAUAUGACCCCUUCCCCCCAUUCAACCUCUCACUAAUCCUUUCAUCCACAACUUUCUGCAAUUCACUUUCCAAGAAAUUCAAGGAUGGACUCCGAGGUCUUGGUUGCUCUUUCUCUCUCCAUGGUUGGUGGAUUAAGUACAUCUUUAGGUGCACUUUUUGUUAUUCUGAGCAAAGCUCCAAACUUGAAGAUGCUUGGACUGUUACAGGGUUUUGCUGCAGGUCUUAUGCUAAGCAUAUCUUUCUUUGAUUUGGCCCAUAACGCUAUAAAUUCCAUCGGCUUUCUAAAAGGCAAUCUUUGGUUCUUUGGAGGUGUCAUUUUCUUUGCCAUCAUUGCUAAUUUCAUUCCAGAGCCAUCUCUCGGUCCUACAGCAGACACGAAAAAUAAAAAGAAACAUGGGAAUGAGGGGGGAAAAGAUGUCAUGAAAAAGCAUCGUCGUCAAGUUUUAUUUAGUGGAAUCAUUACAGCAGUAGGCAUAAGCUUACACAAUUUUCCAGAAGGAAUGGCUGUUUUCCUUGGAUCACUCAAGGGUCUUCGUGUUGGCCUUAACUUGGCCUUAGCCAUUGCUUUGCACAAUAUCCCAGAGGGUGUUGCUGUUGCACUUCCUGUUUAUUUUGCAACACAAAGCAAAUGGCAAGCGUUUAAAUUGGCAACGGUUUCUGGCCUUGCUGAGCCCUUGGGUGUCAUUAUUGUAGCAUAUCUCUUCCCAAGUAGCCUAGAUCCAGAGAUUCUUGAGGGCUUGCUAGGAUCAGUGGGUGGAGUUAUGGCGUUUUUAACUCUUCACGAAAUGCUGCCAUUAGCAUUUGAUUAUGCUGGACAGAAACAAGCUGUCAAGGCCGUCUUCUUUGGAAUGGCCUUCAUGUCUGCAAGCUUAUAUUUUCUGGAGAUCAGCUUACCGGCAGACAUGGGGUUGUAGAUGCUAAUUCUUUCUAUAUUUGGCGAGUGUUUUAACCGCGAUUCCUUCGGGUCCCCUGGCAAGAAGGAUAAUGAAGGCAGGGUAACAAGUAGAGAAAAGGAAAAGGAACAAGAUGUACAUAUAAAUGGUAUGCUUAUUUGUAGUUUACAUCAAAUUUCAGGUUUAUUUGGAAAUUAUGUUGGCU